CGUUACAUAUGUUAGAUAUUUCGAUAAAUAUGUCGUGAGGCAAAAUUUUGAUUUUUUUUUAUUUCUUUUUAGUUUAUACAAAGGUUUAAAUUUCUAAACAACAAAACAUCAUCCACGAUCUAAAUCCUUUAAUUAUACAAUUCUAAAUUUAAUUCAAUUUCGAACUGUUUGGCCCGGUUUUCCACCGUUUCUUCCAUCGUGAACUUACUUUUCGCCAAGUCGUCCUGUGCCAUUUGUUCAAUAAUCGCUUGAAAUGAAAGACUUCACUCCUUGGGUUUUCGUCCUUCCGAGCGGCGGCGUCGUUUCAGCAAGCAUCUGACGAACCGAAUUUGAGCACUUGCUGAAAACUUCACGAGCUGCCGAAGGCGAUAUCACGUCGACUGAACGUCAAAUGAAAAAAACAGAAACUUCAUGCUAAAAAGCCCAAAAUGUCAUUCAGUACCACAGAGGUGGAUGAUCCAACACUUACACAGCAAUCUUCAGCUCUUAGCUUAGAUGACCAUAUCAUAUACACCUGGCUGGGUGUCACCGUUACAUGCAACGUGUCCAACAGCCACAAACUUUCCUGCAAGCUGAAAGGGAAACCAGUCGUGAAAAAAACUCUUUUGCGCGAUGUGUAUGGCGAGGCGAGACCGGGCGAGCUACUGGCCAUCAUGGGCUCGAGCGGAGCAGGAAAAACGACACUGCUCAAUUGUCUCACAUUUCGGAGUGACAGGAAACUCGAUGUUUCUGGAUUCAUGAUGAUUAACGGGCUGCCAGUGACUAGCAGAAGUCUGACUUCCAUUUGUGGCUACGUGCAGCAAGUAGACCUAUUUAUUGGCACACUCACCGUCAAAGAAAGCUUGAUCUUUCAUGCCAUGCUGAGGAUGGAAAAAGGUAUGCCUUUUGAAAAAAGAGUUGCCAGGACGGAAGAAGUUAUGAGAGAGCUAAAUUUGAAAAAGUGUGAAAACACGGUCGUCGGCAUACCCGGAAAGCUCAAAGGCAUAUCAGGAGGAGAGAUGAAACGGUUAGCUUUCGCCGCAGAGAUGCUAACGGAUCCACCGAUACUCUUCUGCGACGAGCCCACCUCCGGGUUGGACUCCUUCAUGGCCCAGAACGUCGUCUCGGUGAUGAAAGAAAUGGCGAGAAAAGGCAAAACCGUCAUCAGCACCAUCCACCAGCCUUCGUCACAAGUGUACGGCAUGUUCGACAAAGUCCUGUUCAUGGCCGAGGGAAAGGUCGCAUACCUAGGCAGCCAAGCUCUUGCCGGAACGUUUUUCAAAAAUUUCGGCGCAAUGUGUCCCAGCCAUCACAACCCUGCCGAUUAUUAUGUCAACCUGCUUGCUGUUGCCCCUGGCAAAGAAGAACAAUGCAGACGUAAAAUAAGCACGAUCUGCGAAGCGUUUAGCAACAGCCAAGUUGCAAUGGAGUUGAGGGAUAUCGGGAAAAGAGACAAGAUGUACAAUGAAGCGUAUCAGGUAAUGAAGAAAAUAUCCAAGUACAGGGCCAAAUGGUACAGUCAGUUCGUAGCAGUGUUUUGGCGAUCUUGGAUAAGCGUGCUCAAAGAUCCAACUGCGCUCAAAGCAAAACUAAUACAAACUAUAAUCGUGGCUUUGAUCGUCGGGCUUGUAUAUUUCCAGCAGAAUAUGGAUCAAGACGGCGUCAUGAAUAUCAACGGUGCUAUAUUCGUCUCCCUCGCAAACAUGACUUUUCAGAACAUGUUUGCCGUGAUACACGUAUUCUGUGGCGAGCUGCCGAUUUUUAUGAGAGAGCACACCAAUGGGAUGUACAGAACGGACGUCUACUUUAUAGCAAAAGUGCUGGCGGAAUUGCCGAUGUUCUUAACCCUUUCUACAAUGUACACCAUCAUCGUGUACUACAUGAUCGGUUUUAAUUCGCAGCUAGAGAGGAUGCUUGGGGCGGUAGUUGUCAUGGUACUUGUAGGAAACAUCUCUACAGCAUUGGGCUAUUUUAUAUCGUGUGCAUGUGCAAGCAUCAGUGUGGCUUUAUCAUUGGCUCCUCCAAUAGUAAUUCCGUUUUUGCUCUUUGGCGGUUUCUUCUUGAACACUGGAUCCAUCCCUAAUUAUCUUUCUUGGUUCCAAUACUUGUCAUGGUUUAAGUAUGGCAAUGAGGCCAUGAUGAUCAACCAGUGGAAAGGAGUGAAGAACAUCGCCUGUACCAAAGUGGGUACGACUUGCCCCAAAAAUGGAAUGGUUAUCUUAAAAACACUGAAUUUCGAUGAGAAGAAUUACUACUUCGACCUUUUGAUGCUUGUGGUUCUGAUGAUAGCUUUGCAAUUAGGGGCUUUCUUCAUGCUGUUCUUAAGAUCCAUUUUCAAACUUGUCUGAUGACAGAAGAAGAAGAAGAAGAAAGAUCCCCUUUUUUUAUUUUUCUAAUUAAAGUUGACUAUGCUGCUCAAACUAAAGGAAACAAAGGCGAAGUCAAUAAACUGCCAUCAGUUGUAACAAUGACACUAGUCCUUCAUGUCAAUCUAUUCUUGAAUGAUCAACUUAAUAAAUUUACAGCAGU
Molecule: messenger RNA, 2508 nt
Organism: Cimex lectularius (bed bug)
Lineage: Eukaryota; Metazoa; Arthropoda; Insecta; Hemiptera; Cimicidae
Gene: w
Product: protein white
Exons: 13
Coding region: 429-2327 (632 amino acids)
Biological process (GO): transmembrane transport
Cellular component (GO): plasma membrane
Molecular function (GO): ABC-type transporter activity; ATP binding; ATP hydrolysis activity
Source: RefSeq, a predicted model, not a curated record